Molecule: messenger RNA, 1414 nt
Organism: Nerophis lumbriciformis (worm pipefish)
Lineage: Eukaryota; Metazoa; Chordata; Actinopteri; Syngnathiformes; Syngnathidae
Gene: mcat
Product: malonyl CoA:ACP acyltransferase (mitochondrial)
Molecular function (GO): transferase activity
Source: RefSeq, a predicted model, not a curated record
AGUAGCCACCUGGUUGACAAAUUUAAAACAUGGUAGCCUCCGUAAUGUGUCACGCCGGUAGGAUAGCUGUGUCUUUUUCAAGCCAAGUUUAGUUUUUAUGAAUGAAUUGUAACGUUUUUGUAUUAGGAGUAGCUUUGGGUGACUUUUUACAUAAAUGUCGGCGUCGCUGGUUUUCAACGUGACAAAGGUCAGACCGCUCUUUUCUCAGUGCAGGGCGCUGUCCACCGACACACCGAUACCAGGGAAUGGAUCUCAAGGUGUCCCCACCGAAACACCGAUACCAGGGAAUGGAUCUCACGGUAUCCCUACUGACACACCGAUACCAGGGAAUGGAUCUCAAAGUGUCCCCACCGACACACCCGUCCAGCCUGAGCCCAAGAGACCCUGGAAGGACCCCAGCGGCUGCUCCGUGUUCCUCUUCCCGGGCCAGGGCAGCCAGUUUGUGGGCAUGGGACGCGGAAUGUUGAGGUACCCCAAUGUUGGAGAAAUGUUCAAAGUGGCCCAGAAGAUCCUCGGCUACGAUCUUCUGUCCCUCUGCCUGGAGGGACCCGAGGAGGAACUGAUGAAGACGGUUCACUGUCAGCCGGCUGUGUUUGUCACGUCCCUGGCUGCUGUGGAGAGGCUGAGCCAGGAAAACCCCAAAGCCAUUGAGACGUGUGUUGCAGCUGCUGGUUUCAGUGUGGGAGAGUUUACCGCGUUGGUCUUCUCCGGGGCUCUGACCUUUGCAGAAGCGCUGUAUGCAGUGAAGGUGCGCGCGGAGGCCAUGCAGAGAGCGUCGGAGCUGGUCCCCAGUGGGAUGCUGUCAGUGAUAGGCAAACCUCAGGCACAUUAUAAACACGCCUGCCUGCAGGCGAGAGAGCACUGUAAGACUUUAGGCUUGGAGGAGCCUGUCUGUUCCGUGGCUAACUAUCUCUUCCCCGACGGCAGGGUCAUCGCCGGGCACAAGGAGGCACUGGGUUUCCUGCAACAGAACUCCAGGCAUCUCCAAUUCGCGAGGACGAAAAUGCUGCCGGUGAGCGGGGCGUUCCACACCGACCUCAUGGCGUCGGCCGCUGAACCCCUCAAAGAUGUUCUCAGACAGCUGGAGGUGCGACGUCCGGAGAUCAACGUGUACUCCAACGUGGACGGCAAACGCUACAUGAGCAACAGGCACGUGCGGCGGCAGCUGGUCAAGCAGCUGGUGUCGCCCGUCAAGUGGGAGCAGUCGCUGCACGAGAUGUUUGAGCGGGAGCGGGGUCAAAAGUUCCCGCACACCUACGAGGUGGGACCCGGGCGGCAGCUGGGCGCCACGCUGCUCAAGUGCAACCGCAAGGCCUUCGGCGCGUACACGCAUGUGGAUGUCGUCGUGGCAGACACAGGUUGUGACUGACAUUUAUUAUAAUUUUUUUUUAUUGAAUAAAGAGACAAUUUGAAG